AUGACCAGAGAGAUAACUGACAAUAAAGAUAGUGACAUUACGAGGGUGUUUAUCGUAAGACAUGGCCAAACUGAUCAUAAUGUGAAUAAAAUCCUACAAGGACAUUUGGAUACUGACUUAAACGAGUUGGGGAAACAGCAAGCAGUCACUGUUGGAAAGUACCUUUCUCAACUUCCAAUAGACUAUUUCGUAUCAUCAGACUUGACCAGAUGUAGAGAAACAAUAAAAGAGGUUCUUGCUUAUCAAAACAAUAAAGAUAAUGUUAAAUAUACUUCUAAUUUACGAGAACGUGAUAUGGGACAUUGUGAGGGAAUGUAUCUUAAAGAUGCCCUUGCUCAAUUUGGACCUGCAUUUCGUAACUUGGGUGAAAAGGAAGAAGAAUUAUGUGCUCGAGUUGAAACUGAAUGGAAUACCAUACUGAAGCUAAACCAUAAGAAUGUCUUGGUAUGUACUCAUGGUGGUGUAAUUACUAGAUUUACCAACUUUUUGUACACUAAUAUGCAGUAUGAGUUGGAUGAGUCAAUAACCCCACACGAUUUAAAAGUUCCUUUCAAUACUUCAAUCACUGUUAUUGAUAUUAAUAAGAAGACCAAUACUGGUAAGAUACAACAAUUUGGUAAUACUGUACAUUUAGGUGGGAACUUCGAAGUUAAGGAUCAAUUAUUGAGAUAG
Molecule: messenger RNA, 672 nt
Organism: Spathaspora passalidarum NRRL Y-27907
Lineage: Eukaryota; Fungi; Ascomycota; Pichiomycetes; Serinales; Debaryomycetaceae
Product: phosphoglycerate mutase
Exons: 1
Coding region: 1-672 (223 amino acids)
Biological process (GO): fructose 1,6-bisphosphate metabolic process; negative regulation of glycolytic process; regulation of pentose-phosphate shunt
Cellular component (GO): cytosol
Molecular function (GO): fructose-2,6-bisphosphate 2-phosphatase activity
Source: RefSeq, a predicted model, not a curated record